Molecule: messenger RNA, 846 nt
Organism: Musca domestica (house fly)
Lineage: Eukaryota; Metazoa; Arthropoda; Insecta; Diptera; Muscidae
Product: U6 snRNA phosphodiesterase 1
Exons: 4
Coding region: 79-831 (250 amino acids)
Biological process (GO): U6 snRNA 3'-end processing
Cellular component (GO): nucleus
Molecular function (GO): 3'-5'-RNA exonuclease activity
Source: RefSeq, a predicted model, not a curated record
CUUGAAUGCUUCUUCUCCUUGUGUGAGCAACUAGUAAACAUUGCACAAACACAUCUUUCGCAAAAUAAACUUUUUCUAAUGUUUUUAGUUAACUAUAGUAGUACUUCCGAAUCUGAAGCUGAGGAGGAUGUCAAAGAAGUCGAUAAUCAUCAUACAGAAACAAAAAAGCUAAUACUCCCCAAGGCCACAACCUUACUUGGAAAACGAAAGUUGCCUGAUGAGGACGUAGUUACAGAUGAUCCAUCCAAACACCAAGGACGUAUACGAAGUUUUAAACACGAACGUGGUAAUUGGGCUACAUAUGUUUUUGUUGCAACGCCAAAAUCCCUGCUGGAAGAUUUACAAGAAUUAUGCCUCAGACAAUUGGAUAGUAAAUGUGAUUUUAAAAUUUGCCCUGAUCUCCACAUAAGUUUAAGUCGAACUGUUGUGUUACAAUAUCAUUUUAUAGAAUCAUUUAUAAAAACUUUGGAGGAGGAGUUUACAGCAACUGCAAGAUUUACCAUAUCGCUAAGUAGUUUGAAAGCCUAUACAAAUGCAGAACGUACACGUACUUUUUUGGCCAUUCGUGUAGAUGACAUACAUUUAGAGAAAAUGCUGGAGAUUUUAAAGAAAGUUGAUCGUGUUAUGUUGAACUUUAAACUGGCCACGUUUUAUGAGGAUCCUUCUUUCCAUAUUAGUAUACUAUGGUGCCUUGGAGACUAUGUCGAUGAAAUAACCAAACAGUUACCUGAUAUUGUUGAAAGUAUAAAGGAUUUACUACCUGUAGAGUUAAAAAUUGAUAGACUUUAUUGUAAAAGUGGUUUUAAGGAAUUCAAUUUUGAACUGAAAUAAUAUGACGAUGAAGAC